Messenger RNA from Dichotomopilus funicola, 2502 nucleotides. Its product is annotated as choline-sulfatase. The record is from RefSeq and is a predicted model, not a curated record. The transcript is spliced from 7 exons. NCBI's taxonomy places the organism in Eukaryota, Fungi, Ascomycota, Sordariomycetes, Sordariales, Chaetomiaceae. Gene Ontology annotation, molecular function: sulfuric ester hydrolase activity. Gene Ontology annotation, cellular component: cytoplasm. Bases 1 to 2502 code for a protein of 833 amino acids.
AUGGACGCGCUUCGCUCCGCGAUCCAGCCGAUCACACACAAUCUCCCAGGUCCAGUUCGCGACCUGGGCGAAUCGAUUAUUGGCGACACGUGUUACAAGACUCUCCUCCUCGACGUCGACCUCGAGAACACCGAGUGCAUCAAGCUCGCGGUCAGCAAGGGUCUCGGAAUUGGUAUCGUGGGCGCGUCGUCCAUCGUCAAGGUCCCGCAGAUCCUCAAACUCGUGCAGUCGCGGUCGGCCAGCGGCGUGUCUUUCCUCUCCUACCUGCUCGAGACCACCAGCUACCUCAUCUCGCUCGCCUACAACGUCCGGAACGCGUUCCCCUUUAGCACCUACGGCGAGACGGCGCUCGUGCUGGGGCAGAAUGUCAUCAUCACCGUGCUCGUGCUCAACUACAGCGGCCGUGCUAGCGUGGCGGCUGUGUUUGUCGCAGCGCUCGCGGCGAGCGUCGUGACACUGUUCAGCGAGAACGUUGUGAACAUGCAGAACCUGCGGUAUCUUCAGGCAGGGGCUGGGGCACUUGGUGUGGCUAGCAAGGUGCCGCAGAUUCUGGCGAUUCUUCAAGAGGGCGGGACCGGGCAGCUCAGCGCAUUUACUGUCUUCAACUACCUUCUCGGAUCCCUCGCGCGCGUCUUUACGACCCUCCAAGAAGUGGAUGACAAGCUGAUCCUGUACGGUUUCGUGGCUGGUUUUGCGUUGAACCUGGUCCUCGCGCUGCAGAUGGUUUACUACUGGAACGCGCCGUCGGCCAAGGCCAAGGGCAAGCAAAAGGCGGCCCCUGUGACGGCCCCGACUUCAGCGACAACGACGUCGGCAUCAACGCCGCCGAAGAGCAAAGGGCCAACGACUCGCCGCCUGGCCCCCGUUAACCUCACCCGUGGCGGCACUACUGCCGGUCCUGCUCCAGGUGAGAAACGGCCCAACAUCCUCUACAUUAUGGCCGACCAGCUCGCGGCGCCUUUCCUCAAGAUCUACAACCCGGACUCCCAAAUCCUCACCCCCAACCUCGACGCUCUCGCGGCCCGGUCGGUCCAGUUCGACUCGGCCUACUGCCCAUCGCCACUAUGCGCCCCAUCCCGCAUGAGCAUGAUCACAGGCCUGCUGCCCAUGAAGAUCGGAGCGUACGACAACGCCGCGGCCAUCUCCAGCGAUAUCCCCACGUACGCCCACUACCUUCGCAUGAAAGGCUACCACACCGCCCUGGCCGGCAAGAUGCACUUUAUCGGCGACCAGCUGCACGGGUACGAGACCCGUCUGACCAGUGACAUCUACCCGGGCGACUACGGGUGGGCCGUGAACUGGGACGAGCCGGACACGCGGCUGGAGUGGUACCACAAUGCCAGCUCCAUCCUGCAGGCGGGCACUUGUGUGCGCAGUAACCAGCUGGAUUAUGACGAGGAGGUCAUGUACCGAUCGACACAGUUCUUGUAUGACCACGUCCGCGAGGGUCCCGACUCGAGGCCAUUCUCUUUGACGGUUUCAUUGACACACCCCCACGAUCCAUACACUAUCGAGGAAAAGUACUGGGACCUGUACGAGGGUGUCGAUAUCGAUCUCCCCAAGGUCAAUAUUCCCAAAGAGGAGCAGGACCCGCACAGCAAACGCCUGCUGAAGGUGUGCGACCUUUGGGAUACUGAAUUUAGCGAGGAGCAGAUUAAGCGGGCGAGGCGAGCUUAUUACGGUGCCGUUAGCUAUGUCGAUGACUGCAUCGGCAGGCUGCUGGACGUGUUGAAGAAGUGCAAGCUCGAUGAGAACACCAUCGUUGUCUUUAGCGGCGACCAUGGCGAUAUGCUCGGUGAGCGUGGGCUCUGGUACAAAAUGAGUUACUUCGAGUCCUCGGUCCGCGUCCCGCUCCUUGUUUCCUACCCCGCCCAAUUCACUCCCCACCGUGUGUCCGCCAAUGUCUCUACCCUGGACAUCCUGCCCACUAUGUGCGACUUCGUCGGCACUAAGCCUGCAUCCUUCCUCCCCAUGGAUGGCGUCUCUCUCCUCCCUCAUCUUCAAGACGUCCCUGGCGGCCACGACGAGGUCUUUGCUGAGUACACCGGCGAAGGCACCGUCCGUCCGCUGAUGAUGAUCCGCCGUGGCAAGUGGAAGUACGUGACCUGCCCAGCAGAUGGAUCGCAGCUGUACGACCUCGAGGCGGACCCGCUCGAGGUGACGGACCUGGUCAAGAGCGGCGCGGUAGCGACCGACGAGAAGAUCAAGCAGGCGUUCGAGGGGUUCGAGGCCCAGGCCAAGGCCAAGUGGGACUUUGAUGCUAUCACCAAGGAGGUGUUCCAAUCCCAGCGGAAGCGGCGGUUGGUGUGGUCGGCACUGACGCAGGGCAAGUGGACGAGCUGGGACUUUGAUCCUAUUGACGAUGGGAGGGAGAAGUAUAUCCGCUCGCACAUCCCACUCGACGAUCUCGAGCGUCGGGCGCGUUUCCCGGCAGUCGAUGCAUUUGGGCGGGAGACGGGGUCAGUUAUUGUAACUGACCAAGCGGGCUCCCAUGGACAAUGA